AUGCAUUACCGCCACGAGGACAUAUUGGUGCCACACGCGAGGAAUAAUCAUUCGCUCGACGUUGCAGGUGCCUCCGACGCGAAAUAUGAGCAAUCCAUCGUCUGGCCAUUCCUUAUCCAGAAUGCGAUGGAAAAUCCGCUCUGCACCACGACCACGUCAGCUGCAUCGACCGUUUCCGUGCUGCUCUGGACGACGAUUGCGGUGUUUGGGAUUGUUUACACCUUGCUGGGAUAUCGAUGCCUACGAGCGAUAGGAUUCCUCACUGGCCUAGCGGCCGGUGCUGGUUGCAUAGUGCUGCUGCAGAACAAAAACAUUACAGGAUUUGGCAAUCUAGCAGCACCAGCAUUAGCUGUCGUUGCUGGACUGUUUGGUGCAGUACUCGGUUCGACACAUCCCAUCUCAUCCACACUUAUAGGAGCUUCCGCUGGUGCAUUAGUAGCUGGUGCAACGAUUGCAGCCUGCAUAGCCACGUUACCUCAUUACAUAUUUGGUGAGAAUGAACUGUUCGUGUCCGUCGUUGGUGGAGCCAUUAUCUGUGCCAUUGUGACACUCUUCUGCCCAAAGUUUAUGUCCAUCAUCGCGUCCAGCAUUAUCGGUUCGGCCAUGAUACUGUGCUCGAUCGAUUUCUUCAUGCACGGACUAAAAACACUUGAAUGGAUCUUUAACAUGACGCCCGAUCCAACGCCACCACCGUGCUGGGGUGGUGUCAUACUCUGCUGUUGGCCCAUCUCGUCCGUGCUCGGUGUGCUGGUGCAGAGCUUCGUCACCGCCUGGAAGAUUGACCAUCGGCGUCAGCUACACCAUCGCCGGAGGCGACACUACAAGGGCCGGUCGGGUUCGCGGUCGCGCGAAACCCGGGAGGAAGCGCGCCAGCGCAAGUAUCGCUAUCUGUAUCAGGUUCGCACUGCCCGGGGCGAUAUUAUCUCGCAGAAUUUUGUGUCCGCCCUUCAGAAGCACGUCACCACAGAUUCUGGCCCACCCUCGGAGGUGUCCACCAAGCUUGGCUCGAACGAUCGCAACACGGCCCGCAGCGACCGAACCCAUCUGACCAAUCUGCCCGAUUCGGACUUUGACAAGAUGGAUUCGAGCUGCGAGAAACGUUGACAGAAGUUGUCGUCCGUGUCGGGCAAGUAGUACCGGUCGGGCGUUGUCGGCCAUCGGCGUAGCGAGCGCCUAUCCCGGCAGUAUUCCAGCCGCAGCAUAGCCCAGGAGAUCGAUCGUGAGCUGGCACGCGCGAUGCCACCGGCCAGCGUUACCGAUCCGCGCUGAUUCAAUCAUC
This is a messenger RNA of Anopheles maculipalpis, 1279 nucleotides long. Its product is annotated as transmembrane protein 198. Gene Ontology annotation, cellular component: plasma membrane. The record is from RefSeq and is a predicted model, not a curated record. Lineage: Eukaryota; Metazoa; Arthropoda; Insecta; Diptera; Culicidae. The coding region runs from base 1 to 1104 and encodes 367 amino acids. The transcript has 7 exons.